GACACGGCCGGGAGCAAAGGCAAGGAGGCCAGCAAGUACACCAGCCCCCGCAAGGGCCUGGGCGACAAGGCAGCUGGGAGAGCCCCGAAGGAGAAGCCGUCGAAGCCCAAGAAGGAGAGCCAGCGGGUCCGGCUCGGCCCCUCUCAGCCCACUGCCAAGCCCAAGCCCUCUGGGCCCCAGCAGUCGGUGAUCCGGGGCAUCACCUACUACAAGGCUGCCCAGCCGGAGGGCGACUCAGCCUCUUCCCCUUCCUCCUCCCUCAGAGCCACCUGCAUGGCCCCCCGCUCCUGUGGGACCCUGCCCCCGUCGCUCCCUUGCCCUCACAUCCCUGCUGGGCUGGGCCCGCGGGGCGCCGGGAGCUCAGGUCGUAAGCGUGUGCUUCUUUCCUCAGAAAGCCCCGCGAAGGGGGCCUCUGAGCUGGACCGGCCGGAGGAGAAGAACCCCAAGUCCUACGCUGCCGUGGAGGCCCAGGGGAGGGUCAGCGAGCAGGCAGAGACCACCCCUGUCAGCUCCACCCGGCCCCCUAGCACCACCAGAGCCCCCAGCACCACGACCCGGAGCCCACCGGUCACCAUCCUCCCCAUAGGGGACAGGGCUGACGGCACAGGAGGGCUGGAAGCGCCUAACCGAGUGCUCAACCAGACAGAGGAGUUUCACGUGGGAUCCGGAGCCAAACUGAAGACCCCCCAUAAAUGGAGUCUGCCACCUGGCAUUUUAGAUCCCCUGGUCUCUCCCAAGCGGGAGAGGGUCACAUGGUCCGUGGCCAGAACUUUCUCUGUCACCGCAGGUCGCUGGAGCAACCUGUACAAGCUCCCGUACAACUGGAUCGGGACCGGGCACGUGGUCUACCAGGGGGCGUUUUACUACAACCGCGCCUUCACCAAGAACAUCAUCAAGUACGACCUGCGGCAGCGCUUCGUGGCCGCCUGGGCCCUGCUGCACGACGUGGUCUACGAGGACACCACGCCCUGGAAGUGGCGGGGGCACUCGGACAUCGACUUCGCCGUGGACGAGAGCGGCCUGUGGGUCAUUUACCCCGCGGUGGACUAUGACGACUCCCAGCUGGAGGUGAUCGUCCUGAGCAAGCUGGACCCCGGGGACCUCUCCAUGAAGAGGGAGACCACGUGGAAGACAGGCCUGAAGCGCAACUCCUACGGGAACUGCUUCAUCAUCUGCGGCAUCCUCUACGCCGUGGACGUGUAUAACCAGAAGGACGGGCAGAUCUCCUACGCCUACGACACCCACACGGACACCGAAGCCAGCCUCAAGCUGCCCUUCCUCAACCAGUUCUCCUUCACCACGCAGAUCGACUACAACCCCAAGGAGAAGGUCCUGUAUGCCUGGGACAACGGCCACCAGGUGACCUACAGGCUGCGCUUUGUGCUCUGAGCAGCCGGCCCUGCCUCGGCCCCACGCCGCCAAGCACUGUUAGCCGUGUGUCCGGGGACAGGCACUUGCGUGUGCUUCCCCCCGCUUGGGCUGCCAACACACCCACACUCACGCACACCUGGACCUCAAACAGCCUUUGCCAGUCAGUCGUUGCCGAGAGAACAGGCGGCCUAGCCUGGUGCACCCAGCUUUGGCCAGGAUCUGUGGCCUGCUCCAGCACCUGAUCCAAAGAGUUCUCCCCCCAGUCAUGUCCCAUUCCCCGCCUGAGAUCAGCCUCCACCGUUGCGCUGGGAUCCUGCAGAGCCAGGGGCUGCCUGGGGGAAGGUGUGAACGGGAUCCCGCUCUAGGCUCCUAGCACCAGCCGCUGGCUCAGCAUCUCGGGCUCAGCUCGUCUCCCUUCUCUGAGUCGAGAGCCCAGGUGUUGUGCCUGUGGCGCGUGCGUGGCGGUGACAGGGACGUCGUUUGAGGCGAGGGGCAGAAUUCCCUGGACGCCCGCCACCCAACGCAAAGCCACUGGUGGACCGAACCCAUUCAGACCCACAAAGCACAAGGCCCCUUCUCCUCCGAGAUUCGUCACUGAAACCGAGCUCAGCCUUUGCUGACAUCACCUGUCUCGUGGAACCCCCCAGAAUGGCGAGGGGCUCGCCUCCCGCACGCCCAGGUGCUGCCAGCAGGUGCUAGGAACGUGGCUGGUAACUCCGUGGCCGUGGAUUCCAGGCCCGUCCACGUCAGGCGAGAUCGUAUUUAAAUUGUCAGCUGCCCGACGGCAGAGCUGUCCUCUGCAUUGCUUCCUGCAAAUAGUGCCAUCCCUGUAUUCCUCCCAGGACAGAGCAGCCGCUCGUGGGCCACGUCUUGGAGUGCCCUUCCCCACGGCUGUCCAUGGCACAGGAGCGCUCGCUGCACGUAGAUCCGGACGGGACCGAGCUCUCGCUGAGCACCCAGCGGGAGGGAGGGAGGGCCUGGCUCUGGCUCCCCCGCU
Molecule: messenger RNA, 2368 nt
Organism: Pelodiscus sinensis (Chinese soft-shelled turtle)
Lineage: Eukaryota; Metazoa; Chordata; Testudines; Trionychidae
Source: RefSeq, a predicted model, not a curated record